Molecule: messenger RNA, 1045 nt
Organism: Tilletiopsis washingtonensis
Lineage: Eukaryota; Fungi; Basidiomycota; Exobasidiomycetes; Entylomatales
Exons: 4
Coding region: 19-1035 (338 amino acids)
Biological process (GO): iron-sulfur cluster assembly
Cellular component (GO): cytoplasm; mitochondrion
Molecular function (GO): 2 iron, 2 sulfur cluster binding
Source: RefSeq, a predicted model, not a curated record
CUCUCCGCACGCCCAGCCAUGUCGAUCAAGCUCGCCACGCGCUCCCUGUGUCCCUUCCUCUACCCGCUGCCCACCCACAGCCUGCGCACGCUGAGCAGCUGUCGCGGCGCGGCGUCCGGCAGCGCACGCGCGUCCAGCAGCAGCAGCAGCAGCGGCGGCGGCGGCAGUGGCGCAAGCACGCGCCGGCGCUUCACCGCCUCGGCCUCGGCGCUGCGCCCGCCCGCGGCGUCGCCCGACGUUGUUUCGCGUGCGUCUGCAGACGCAGCUCAACAGUGGCCGCCGUCGCUGUCCAGCGCUCGCUCGGCACUCCCCGGCGCAGCAGACGUCAUCGAGACGGCCGCGCCCGCGCCGGAGGAGACGGCCGCGGCGGCGGCAAUGGGCGGCGCCGGCGCGCCUUCUUCCGCCGCACCUGCAGCAGCACGCGCACCUGAAGCUGCGGCGUCCUCCUCCUCCUCCUCCUCCUCGCCAGCAGCGGCUGCGGCAGCGGCAGAGGCGUGCGCCACGCUCUCGCCCUCCUCGCCGUCGGCGCCGCGCUCACAACGCAGCGCCGCCUCUGUCUUGGCCGAGCAGCCAGCGGCUUCUCCUGCUGCUGCCGCUGCUGCUGCGCCCGCACCGCCAGUGGGCCCCGAGGACGCCGGUACGGCAGAGAUGAAGCCUGCGCCGGCCAAGAAGGCGCGCGCCUCGGCCUUCAAGCCGCGCAAGAGCGCCUUGACGCUGACGCCCACGGCCGUUGAGCGCCUCACGGCGCUCCUCGCGUCGCCUUCGGGCCCCAAGCUGAUCCGCAUCGGCGUGCGCAACAAGGGCUGCGCCGGCAUGUCGUACCACCUCGAAUACGUGCGCCCGGAAGAGGCGGGCCGCUUCGACGAGCGCGUCAAGCAGGACGGCGUUGAGGUGCUGAUCGACAGCAAGGCGCUGUUUAGCAUCAUCGGCUCGGAGAUGGACUGGCAAGAAGACCGUCUCUCGGCCAAGUUCGUCUUCAACAACCCCAACGUCACCGAGGCGUGCGGCUGCGGCGAGAGCUGGACGACGGUGUGAUUGUGCGCAG